CUGCCCUGCGCUCGCGCACAUUACGCCAGAGCAAGAUGGCCGACACGGCGGCCACUGCCGGGGCCGGUGGCUCCGGAACGAGAUCAGGAAGUAAACAGUCCACUAACCCUGCUGACAACUACCAUCUGGCCCGGAGGCGAACCCUUCAGGUGGUUGUGAGCUCCUUGUUGACAGAGGCAGGGUUCGAGAGUGCUGAGAAAGCAUCCGUGGAGACAUUGACAGAGAUGCUGCAGAGCUACAUUUCAGAAAUCGGGAGGAGCGCCAAGUCCUACUGUGAGCACACAGCCAGGACACAGCCCACGCUGUCGGACAUCGUGGUCACGCUUGUUGAGAUGGGUUUCAAUGUGGACACCCUCCCUGCUUAUGCGAAACGGUCUCAGAGGAUGGUCAUCACUGCCCCUCCAGUGACCAAUCAGCCGGUGACCCCCAAGGCCCUCACUGCAGGGCAGAACCGACCCCACCCGCCACACAUCCCCAGCCAUUUUCCCGAGUUCCCUGACCCCCACACCUACAUCAAAACUCCGACGUACCGCGAGCCCGUGUCAGACUACCAGGUCCUGCGGGAGAAGGCGGCAUCCCAGAGGCGAGACGUGGAGCGGGCACUCACCCGCUUUAUGGCCAAGACAGGCGAGACCCAGAGUCUAUUCAAAGAUGACGUCAGCACGUUUCCAUUGAUCGCCGCCAGGCCUUUCACCAUCCCCUAUCUGACAGCCCUUCUCCCGUCGGAGCUGGAGAUGCAACAGAUGGAAGAGACGGAUUCCUCGGAACAGGAUGAGCAGACGGACACAGAGAACCUCCCUCUUCAUAUCAGUACGGCUGCCUGUCCCUGAAGGAGGCAAGAAAGUGGCAUUUCCAGCUGUACUUGGGAGAAGAGAAGCUGUUGUCCCAUGACUCGGGACCCACGUCCUGGCCUUGUGAGACAAGUGAGCCGAAUGGAGGGAGCCUAGUGCCCUCUGGCAGAGGUCCCAGAGCUGGCUUUUCUGUGCCCCUGACUGUCCCUCCCAUCCUUAUUAUCUCAGGAAACACUUAAGGCAUGGUUAAAGUGAAAUUGCAGCGACUUUAAGGCAGGGCGUUUCUGGUAGAGAAGAAAGCAGGGAUAUAAGGGGUGGGUUACUAAGCCAAGCCAUUAACCCCUUCAGAAAGAUUGGGAGCCAGAUACCCCAGGCAGGUCUGGUCCUGGGCAGACUUGGGUCUGGCAUGAGCUAGGUUGGCCUGGGGGCACUCGCUUUCAAGAGAGCCUGCAGAGGGUCCACAACGGCUCUAGGUUGUGGUCCCACUGGAUCGGCUGCUGCAGAGGGACAGCACAGGGACCCUGGAUGGAACUGGGUUUUGGGGGAGAACAGAAUUGGUGGGGCACAGAGGGGCGGGCAGCAGAACCUAGAAGGGAGCCAGUUUCUUCAGGUUCACUAAGCCUGUGACUGGAGUCCCUGUCGGCCUGCUGUCCCUUGUGAGGGAACCUGCUGUUCCUGUCAUCCAAUCACAGCGUCCUCUACCCUGCUGUCUUUGGCAACGGAAUCUUCUUUUUUUUUUUUUUUUUUUUUUUUUUUUUUUUUUAAUUUUAUUAUAUUUUGUUAAUCACCAUACAGUACAUCCCCAGAUUCCGAUGUAAAGUUUGAUGCUUCAUUAGAUGCGUCUAACAACGGAAUCUUCUGGUUGAGGUCAGGUCCUCUUUUGCCUUAAUUACAUUAACAGGAAUCUCACUGACAAGACCCUUGGCCUGUCACCAGGGGGCGCAGCCCAACCGGCUUCUUCGGGUCACUUCUCCUUCAGGCCUGAGCUUCUAGGUCAAGUCCUUGGUGUGGUUUUUCUCCCUCUUCCCCUGCAGCUUCUGCUCAUUUUAAAGAACUUGGAAAACAGAAGAGAGUAUAAAUAAGGAAAGGAGAAUCAAUCACCCAUAUUCCCAGAACUGGUUUUUAAUGUUUCGACCUACUUCUUUUCUUUUUUUUUUUUUUUUUAAAUAUUUUAUUUAUUUACUUGACAGAGAUAGAGACAGCCAGUGAGAGAGGGAACACAAGCAGGGGGAGUGGGAGAGGAAGAAGCCGGCUCGUAGUAGAGGAGCCUGACGUGGGGCUCGAUCCCACAAUGCCGGGAUCACGCUCUGAGCCGAAGGCAGACGCUUACCCGCUGUGCCACCCAGGCGCCCCUCGACCUACUUCUAAUAUGUCUACACACAUUAUGAUUAAAAAAUGCUUUAAUUGAGGUCAUGUUGAAUAUAUGUAAACCUAUAAACUUUUCUCUCAAAUCACUUUCCUCAAAAAGCAAACAGUGAAAGAGCUGACCUGCAGGUCACAGAUGGGGAUUGUCGUUGACGUUCCUGUGUUGGCACCUGUGUGCUCUCUUUGCCUUGGUGGGAGCCCUCGGGGCUCUAGAAGUGUUUGGCCUCUGUUGCAGUAUGAUCAUUUGUACCUGCUGCAGGAACCAGAUAGUUGAGAAUCUGGAGGAAAUCGAUUAUGAUUUGCAUUCAGUUUGGUCUAGGAGAUGCCCUGGGGACAUGAUUUGUUCUGGCCCCGUGUCCUGCAAAGCAUCACGGGUCACUUUUCUCUUUCUUUAUUUCCACACAGGCUGGGCUUCCUCCUGUGACUCCCUGCCCCUGCGAGGGCUCUGUUCUAACUCACGUCGUUACCUUCUCAGGAGGUUCAGAGUGGUGUUUUCUGUGCUGCCCUGUGUCCAAGCUGUUGGUCUCAUCUUCCUUGGCUAGCUGGCCCCUGCCUGGGCCUCAUUUCUCCGGGGCAGGGAUAGGUCCAUUAGAAAGAAAGUGGUCCCCUGGGCUUCUAAUUGCUUGAUGAAAGGGAUGCUAAUAGUAGUUCUUGUUAUGGGCAUGAUCUCUUCCCUUAUGCCAUUGGUAUUUUGCUUUAUUUCGGCUUUUGCUCAAAGGAUGAUUCUGGAGCCGAGAAGGAGAACACCUCUGUCCUGCAGCAGAACCCCUCCUUGUCGGGAAGCCGGAAUGGGGAGGAGAACGUCAUCGAUAACCCCUAUCUGCGGCCUGUGAAGAAACCCAAGAUUCGCAGGAAGA
This is a messenger RNA of Ailuropoda melanoleuca (giant panda), 3013 nucleotides long. It is a transcript of the gene TAF8, whose product is annotated as TATA-box binding protein associated factor 8. The transcript has 8 exons. The record is from RefSeq and is a predicted model, not a curated record. Bases 36 to 830 code for a protein of 264 amino acids. Gene Ontology annotation, cellular component: transcription factor TFIID complex. Gene Ontology annotation, biological process: transcription initiation at RNA polymerase II promoter. Lineage: Eukaryota; Metazoa; Chordata; Mammalia; Carnivora; Ursidae. Gene Ontology annotation, molecular function: protein heterodimerization activity.